UUCGCCAUUAAUUGCUGAUUGAGUGCGCAUGCGGAUGUUUUGAAAUCGGCCGCAACACGAGCGAGUUGUUUACGUCAAAUUGAAUGUUUAUUGGCCAAGUACCUUGCGAGACUUUUUACUCUUACGGUCGCUGCUGAUUGUCCGUCCUGUUUCAUUUAGCUGUAUGCUUCUGCGAAUAGUCCUUGCAGAAUGGACACCAAAAAAGAUCUGGUGGAAUCAUCACUUCUCAACUUACUCAAAUCUCAUUCCAUGGAAAUAACAGAUCUGAUGGUGGACGAAAUCGUCCUUAACUACAUCAACUGCAUAAUUGAAGAAUUUGAUGGUUCAGAAUCAAUGGAUGAUGUUGAUCUUCAACAUUUUGUUGAGAUGAUGGAAGCAUACAUUCCAGGAUUUGCUCAUAUACAAAGUGCUGAAGUUAUUGAAUGGAUGUUCAAACUUUCACAUGCAAUAUCCGCAGACUCUAACUGUAAUACACAGAGCUCAUCUGAUUGCCACAGUUCACCUUGUCUACCUACUUCUCCUGUACAUCCCGUCCGUUCAUUGCAAGAGAAAGAUUCACUAAAACCAACAUCUAGCAAAAUCAAUAACAGAACUGAAUGUUUAAAGAGUAAUUCUUCUCCAUCAGAUAAAGUGGAAGGCAUCUUUGAUGAAAAAGUCCAUCGAUUGUUGGAGAUUUUCCCUGCGGCAUGUCACCUUGAAGCCUUCCAUUGCCUCAGUCUGGCAAGUGGAGACAUGGAUGAAGCAACUCAGUUGAUACUCGAUCGUCAUGAAUCAGGAGAAAGUAUUGUUUCAAAUAAUGAGAAAAAAUAUUUACAUUUCCAGUCUCCAAUCCAAGAUGACAAGAAAGUCAGAGACCAAAUGCUUCAAAAAUAUGCUUAUAUAGAUGAAGAAGAAGAUAAGAAGAUAUAUAGACCAGCUGCUCCCAAAAGUGUACCCAAGAAACUGGUGCGUUAUUUAGACAACAAGGUCGUUAGUACUAAAGGAGAAAGGUUCACUCUAUUUAAUAAAGAUGACGAAGAUUCUCUAAAGAAAUCUUACAUUAAUCUGAAAUCAUCCAAAAAGUAUCGGCUGCACUGAACUUUUAUCAAUGUAUUGAAAAUCUACUGAAAUCUCUUUCUAUUGACUUUCUCUCUCUUUCUUUCUUUCUUCCCAUCUCUCUAUCAUCUCUAUUGCUCUUUUCUCUCUCUCUCUCUUCUCUCUCUCUCUCUCAUAUAUAUAUAUAUAUAUAUA
Messenger RNA from Octopus bimaculoides (California two-spot octopus), 1230 nucleotides. RefSeq names its product CUE domain-containing protein 2-B. The record is from RefSeq and is a predicted model, not a curated record. NCBI's taxonomy places the organism in Eukaryota, Metazoa, Mollusca, Cephalopoda, Octopoda, Octopodidae.